Molecule: messenger RNA, 1623 nt
Organism: Coregonus clupeaformis (lake whitefish)
Lineage: Eukaryota; Metazoa; Chordata; Actinopteri; Salmoniformes; Salmonidae
Product: P2Y purinoceptor 1-like
Exons: 1
Coding region: 288-1328 (346 amino acids)
Biological process (GO): G protein-coupled receptor signaling pathway
Cellular component (GO): membrane
Molecular function (GO): neuropeptide receptor activity
Source: RefSeq, a predicted model, not a curated record
GCAGUAAUAAUUGCAGGAUACUCUAACUCUGCUAAUACCUCCUGUAAACUAUUCACCUCCUGUAAACUAUUGAAAUAAUCGUUAUAUCUAAGGAAGUGGGCGUAUAAACUUUGGUUUCACAUUAGUAUUUAUGCGCAACAUGUUUGUGGUCGGCUGCGAUUUCAGAAGUGUGUCCAUGUGCAAGGUUGAUCUCAUUAACUUCCGGGCGAUAUCGAUUCAUAUUGUUCUGCAAUUCGAAAAAGAGCUUGUGUCUUGACUUCACUCUGAUCGACAAGAACGAAUUGAAAAUGUCAGAGGACCACGGCGCGCACGUUCUCAACAUUACCAUAUGUGAAGAAAUUGACCUGUCUUUUACUCGCAGAUUUUUACCAGCUGUGUUCGUGCUGGUGUUUGUCGUCGGAACUUUUGCAAACUUCUUUGGGUUAAAAACUGUUUGUACCAGCUGGAAGAAAAUUGGAAGUAUAAACAUAUUUAUUCUCAACCUUGGAAUAGCUGACUUGCUGUACCUAUUUACAUUACCAUUUUUGGUUGUCUAUUACGCGCUAAACAGUAAAUGGAUAUUUGGACAAACAUUCUGCAAGAUCACCAGAUUCUGCUUCAAUUUGAAUCUCUACUGCAGUAUCGGGUUCCUGACAUGCAUCAGUAUUUAUCGAUACCUUGGUAUUGUGCACCCAAUGAAAGUGAUGGGAAAAAUCAACACUCGACACUCCGUGGCAAUAAGUUUUCUUGUCUGGAUUUUGGUUUUCAUUCAGAUACUUCCCGAUAUGUUUUUUGACAAGACAGCGCCAAAUUCUUCAGAUGCGUGCUUUGACUCAACUGCCGACCACCUUAUCAAGGAUUACCUGCCAUAUAGCAUUGGUUGGUCCGUUACCGGAUUCGUUAUACCAUUGCUCAUCAUUCUUGCUUGCUAUGGACAUAUAGUAGUGGUCCUUGCCACCAAAGCCAACGUCAAUACUUUAUUGAAACAGAGGUGUCUAAAACUAAUCAUCAUCUUGACUGUGUUAUUCUCAAUUUGCUUUAUCCCUUACCAUGUUUUGAGAAAUCUCAAUUUGAAGAUAAGGAUUUUGAAAAUGGAAGGCACCUGCAACGCAAGCUUCGAUGACAUCUAUGUUGCUCAUCAAAUCAGCCGCGGCCUGGCUUGCCUGAAUAGCGCUAUCAAUCCGUUGAUUUACCUAGUUGGAAAUGAUGAUUUCCUCCUGCGAUUUCAUAAUGUCAGCAAACAAGCCAGGAUGUCUCUUGUUCAAUGGACUGGUGCUGUAAUUUACCGCAAGGCAUAUCCACCAACAGAAUCAUCUCAACCAGCUCACUUUAACCAGCUAGUUAUUUAAACCAGUAUUGUACCAAAGGCCUGUAUGUAAAUAUGCUGUACUUUGUGCUUUAUUCAUAAUUCUCAGAGUAUUUUAUUGUGUUAAGUGAGAGCCUAUGAGUGGCUGAAUGCACUUGUGUAAAGUGAAAUACUGUUCCAUUUAGUCAGUGAUAUGUAGGGCUAUAUCACUGAAAAAAACAAUAUGCAUCAAUAUGCAUUUCCUAUAUUGCAUACAGGUAUUCCAGCAGCCCAUUACAUACCAAUGGCUGAAGUAUUCCUCUGUUGUCAAUAAACAAUAAAAAUGUGUCAAGCUCAAA